Molecule: messenger RNA, 426 nt
Organism: Adineta ricciae
Lineage: Eukaryota; Metazoa; Rotifera; Eurotatoria; Adinetida; Adinetidae
Source: the annotation of a GenBank genome assembly
AUGUCGGCUAAAAGAGGUCGUGGAGGUGUUGGUGGAGGAAAAUUCCGCAUUUCACUUGGUCUACCAGUCGGUGCAGUGAUCAAUUGUGCCGAUAACACAGGUGCAAAGAACUUGUUCGUCAUCUCGGUUAAAGGUUUCGGUGCACGACUCAAUCGAUUGCCAGCUGCUUGUGUUGGUGACAUGAUCAUUUCCACCGUGAAAAAGGGUAAACCCGAUUUACGUAAAAAAGUCAUGCCUGCCGUCGUUAUUCGACAACGUAAAGCAUUUCGCCGAAAAGAUGGUACCUUUAUCUAUUUCGAAGACAACGCCGGUGUUAUUGUCAAUAACAAAGGUGAAAUGAAAGGUUCAGCCAUCACAGGACCAGUAGCAAAAGAAUGUGCCGAUUUAUGGCCGCGUAUCGCUGCUAACGCUCAAUCAGUGGCUUAG